CCUUCAUUCGUCGUUUUCUAGAUUCAUCACUUUUGCUUUAUUAACACAGUAAUAUUAAAAUAGAAGUUUUACAUGUCAGGCUCUGAAGAAAACAAACCACUCCACGUAAUGAUCGUGGGAGCCGGUCUUGGAGGUGUCAUGUUGGCAAUUCUACUAGAGCGACUCGGUAUAUCGUACACGAUCUUUGAACGAUCAAGUGAAAUUCAACCCCUUGGAUCUGCCAUGGUGUUUGGUGCAAACAUCCUCCCGGUCUUUGAGCAAUUGGGCUUGCUAGAACAAGUUCAAAAAAUCUCGCUCCCUUGCCUGAGAAUGGAUAUUUACAAUAGUAAAAUAGAAAAGGUUGCUUUUGUUGAAGUAGGGCAAUACCGUGAAAGGAGCGGUUACGAUUUCUUGAUGUUUGCUCGACCGGAUAUGCACCGCCUGCUUUUGUCGCAAGUACCAUCCGAAAAAAUACUCAUGAAGAAACGCGUUCUCUCUAUGGAGCAAAAUGACAUUGGAGUGAUGGUUCGUCUUGAAGAUGGAUCGAGCCAUAUUGGUAAUAUCCUUGUGGGCGCCGACGGUGCAUACUCUGGAGUCCGGCAGGGAUUAUUCAAGCUUUUGGAAAGAAAGGAUCAACUUCCUGCAGCGGACAAAUCGAGUUUGAAAGUCGGUUACUUGUCAAUGGUCGGUGUGUCCAACCCACAAGAUCCUGGAAAGUACCCGGUCCUAAAGGAACCAACCUCCAAUUUCUCUCGUGUCAUUGGAGAUGGAACCCCACAUUCUUACAAUACAGUUACUGUUCCUGGAAACAGAAUCUGCUGGGGAAUGACAGUUCAGUUGGAUACAUCCAAAUCGAUAGAAGGAACCAUGUUCAAGAACGAAGAAUGGGGCCCUAAAGCGAACGAGAGCAUGAUCGAGGAGAUCCGCAACUUCCCUAGCCAUUUUGGAGGCGCGAUUGGCGAUUUAAUUGACGCUACUCCCAGCAAUAUGAUAUCAAGAGUCUUUUUGGAAGAGAAGCUGUUUGAAACAUGGUAUCAUGAACGUACUGUGCUUAUUGGAGAUGCUUGCCACAAGAUGCUUCCUAGUGGCGGACAAGGAGCUACAAAUGCAUUGCAAGACGCUGUGAUUCUGGCCAAUUGUUUGUAUGAGAUGGCGUCCAAUUCAUCCAGUGAGAUCACAAAAGCAUUCAAGUCCUAUAGGGAUCAGAGAUAUCCACAUGCGAAAUAUCAAAUGGAGAAGAGCAAAACCAUGGGUAAAAUCCUCUACGGACAAACAUUAUCAGAACGACUGCUACGUUAUGUGGCAUUUAAUAUGAUUCCUCAAAAAGUCCAAGAGGAGCAGUUUCUAAAAGAUACAGUCUACCGUCCUGUUCUGACUUUUAUGGAUCCACCAGAGAACCGUGGUUCAGGCCCAGUGUUACCGCAGAUGCAUUCGAAGCGUUACACAGCUGAAAAGCAAGCACGCGAAGCAACAAUGACUACAAACUAACAGGACCGUAGCUUUAAGCUUUGUUUCUCUCACUGCUUUAUUAUCUUUAAGAAUACUGUUAAUAU
Molecule: messenger RNA, 1532 nt
Organism: Lobosporangium transversale
Lineage: Eukaryota; Fungi; Mortierellomycota; Mortierellomycetes; Mortierellales; Mortierellaceae
Exons: 8
Coding region: 73-1467 (464 amino acids)
Molecular function (GO): FAD binding
Source: RefSeq, a predicted model, not a curated record